AUGGAGGCCGCAGAGGUUCCUGUUUUUGAAGAACACGCGACGCCCCCGCAACAGGCGGGGGCCGAGGAGGCGGUGGCCGCCCACCAGCCGCCGGUGGGCACGCCGCCCGGCGCAGGCCUGGCGCUGGCGCUGCCGCCGUCGACCGCGGCGGCGGCCGAGGGCGCUGCCGCCGCCGGCGACCCUCCCCGCCGCUGGUCCCUGGACCUCGCCUCCUCCACGCACUCCGACUGGGAGCUGCUCAGCGCGGGCCACGACUCGCACUGCGGCAGCAGCCCCCGCAGCGUCUCCCCGUCCGACGCAUACGACAGCGAGGGCGAGGCGGCAGAGGCACGCGCAGAGGCAGAGGCAGAGGCGGGAGCCGAGGCUGCAGCGGAGCACGCAGCUCCCCAGCUGGACGCCGGCUCGACAGCGGAGCUGGGCGAGGCUACCGCUGCCGCGGCCGCAGCCGCAGAGGAUGCUUCCGCAGAGCCAGAGGUUGGGCCGGAGGGGGUGCCUACCGCCCAGCUGGUGCUGGCCCCGGCCGCGAUGGCCGAGGCGCCUGGCACCGACAUCGACAGCCCGCGCUCCAGCUACGAGCGCACCUCCUCCCUCGCCAGCGGCCACGACCUCUACAGCCUCUCCCAGGAUGGCUCAGCCGACAGCCUGACUGAGGAUGAUGACUACAUUGGGGGCAUGAUGCUGCGGGGAGAGCCCGACCGGCCUGCCGGGGUCGAGGCCGCAGAGCCCGGCGUGCACAGCGGCAGCGAAGACGAGGCACGCGGGCCAGGCGGCGGCGGCGGCGGCGGCAAGCCGCGCCGCGCCGAGCUGCAGCCGCUCGCCUGCGCGCCCGCGGCCGCGCUGGCCGCCGCCGCGCGCGGCGCCUACUGCGCGGCCUCCCGCCACCUGCACGAGCUGGCGGCCAGCGUGAGCGCGGUGCUGGCGGGCAUGGUGCCUGCCGCCGCUGACGUGGCGCGCCACGUCAUGCGCGGCGUGGCCGACAUGGUCGACACGCUGAGGGAGCGCAUGGCCGCGCUGCCGCAGGGCCUGUCCUCGCUGGCGGCCGCCAUGAACCCCGCGGCGGCCGCCGCCGCCGGGCACAUGCAGGAGGCCGCGCAGCGCGCGCGCAAGCAGCUGGGCUACCGCAGCAUCAACUGGGCCAAGGUGGCGCUGCUGCUGGGCGUGACGUGCGGCGGGCUGGCGCUGGCGCUGUACCGCUCCCGCACGGAGCAGGCGCGCCUGACGCUGGCGCUGGCGCGGCGCGAGGCAGACCUCAGCCGCCUGCUGUCCAAGGUUAUGGAGCUGCAGCGCAACAUCACCCAGCGCCACCACCCGCUGAUUCGCCACGUGGCGGCCUCCCCGCCCACCCCCUUCUGGCCCGCGGUCAUCGUGGUGUGA
Chlorella variabilis is the source of this 1374-nucleotide messenger RNA. RefSeq lists its product as hypothetical. The record is from RefSeq and is a predicted model, not a curated record. The coding region runs from base 1 to 1374 and encodes 457 amino acids. NCBI's taxonomy places the organism in Eukaryota, Viridiplantae, Chlorophyta, Trebouxiophyceae, Chlorellales, Chlorellaceae. The transcript is spliced from 6 exons.